AAGAUAAAUACAUCGAAGCAGAAAAAGGAGAAGCGGAGAGCAAAAGGGAAUCGAGAGGAAAGAGAGCAGAGAAUAUGGGAGAGGGGAGAGGCUCUACCUUAGUGUACCUGCUGGUGGUGGUUCUGAGCUUAGUCGCUUUUGGCUUCGCCAUUGCUGCUGAACGCCGAAGAAGCAAAUGGACUUUGCUUCCAGUUGUCGAUAAAGGCACUGUCAAUAUGACAUACUGUGCCUACGACUCAGAUGUGGCAACCGGUUAUGGUGUCGGGUCAUUCUUGUUUCUUCUCUCCAGUGAAUCACUGCUUAUGGGUGUCACAAAGUGCAUGUGUUUUGGCAGGCCUUUAGCCCCUGGUGGAAAUCGAGCCUGGUCAAUCAUUUACUUUGGCUCAUCAUGGGUAACUUUUCUGAUCGCUGAGGCAUGUCUGAUUGGUGGUGCAGCAAAGAAUGCCUAUCACACCAAAUAUAGGGGCAUGAUUUAUGCCCAUAACCUCUCCUGUGAAUCAUUGCGGAAAGGGGUUUUCAUAGCAGGAGCUGUGUUUGUGGUCAUCACAAUGAUUCUUAAUGUGUAUUACUACAUGCACUUCACCAAGGCAACGGCUCAGACUGCGAAAAAAGCAAAUCGUGCCAAUUCAACUGUUGGGAUGACUGGUUAUGCAUAAACUAGAGCCAAACUAAAUUGGGUCUCGACUCUUCUUGACUGGUGCAUCUUAUGUUGCUAAAAAUGUGAUUACUGUGAUUGUAAAUUGUAACAGUCCACUGUUAGUGAUUGUCUUGUAUCCAUAAGUGAAAGUAGCAUUCCUCUUUUUGCCUUGAAA
This is a messenger RNA of Telopea speciosissima, 812 nucleotides long. RefSeq lists its product as uncharacterized. The record is from RefSeq and is a predicted model, not a curated record. The transcript is spliced from 3 exons. The coding region runs from base 75 to 656 and encodes 193 amino acids. Lineage: Eukaryota; Viridiplantae; Streptophyta; Magnoliopsida; Proteales; Proteaceae.